AGGAGGAGACGGGAGGGGAGGAGAAGAUGGCGACUUCGAACACUCCGCGGAAAUUCAGCGAGAAGAUCGCUCUGCACAACCAGAAGCAGGCAGAGGAGACGGCGGCCUUCGAGGAGGUGAUGAAGGACAUGAGCCUGACGCGGGCGGCCAGGUUACAGUUACAGAAAACACAGUAUCUACAGCUGGGACAGAGCCGAGGACAGUACUAUGGAGGGUCCCUGCCCAAUGUGAAUCAGAUCGGGAGCAGCUCCAUGGACUUGCCCUUUCAGCGCAGCGGAAUUCUUGGAGAGACCUUGGGAGCAGCUCCUGUCUCUUUGACUCCUUUUCAGUCAUCAGGUCUGGAUACCAGCCGGACAACUCGGCAUCAUGGUCUAGUGGACAGAGUAUAUCGGGACCGCAACCGCCUUGGGUCUCCUCACAGGCGCCCCUUGUCGGUGGAUAAACACGGACGGCAGGUGGACAGCUGUCCGUAUGGGACCGUCUAUCUCUCACCUCCAUCAGAUACAAGCUGGAGAAGGACCAAUUCUGACUCCGCCCUGCACCAGAGCACCAUGACACCUGCUCAACAAGACUCCUUUGCAGGAGGCUCCCAAGACAUCCAGCAGAAAAGAGUCUUGUUAUUGACAGUCCCAGGAAUGGAGGAAACCUCCUCUGAGACAGACAAAAAUCUCUCCAAACAAGUGUGGGACUCUAAAAAGACAGGCUCAAGACCGAAGUCCUGUGAAGUCCCAGGAAUCAACAUCUUCCCGUCUGCUGACCAGGAAAACACUACAACCCUAAUUCCUGCUACCCAUAACACAGGGGGCUCCCUCCCUGACCUGACGAAUAUCCAUUUCCCUUCUCCUCUCCCAACCCCUCUGGAUCCGGAGGAGUCCACAUUUCCGGCCCUGAGCAGCUCCAACAGCACUGGAAACCUGGCAGCCAACCUGACCCACCUGGGCAUCGGCACUGCCAGUCAGGGCAUGUCGGCGACUCCAGGUUCCUCACAACAGCACCGUCAGCCAGCGGUCAGCCCCCUCUCCCUGAACGCCGAGUCGAGACGGCAGCAGACCCAGCAGAUGUCUCCCACACUCUCCCCUCUGUCGCCAAUCACUCAGGCUGUGGCUAUGGAUGCCUUGUCCCUGGAGCAGCAGCUCCCAUACUCCUUUUUCACUCAAGCAAGUUCCCAGCAGCCUCCACCACCGCCGCAGCAGCAGCAGCAACAACAGCAGCAGCAGCAGCAGGCCCAGCCGCAGCCUCAGCAGCCCCAGGUGCCAAGCAGCCUCUCCCAGACUACCCCCUUAAUGCCGAGCUCUGGUUUACAGCGGGGGCCACCGCUCCCCCCUCUCUCGGUCACAGUACCGUCUACCAUCCCCCAGUCCCCUCCAGGCAACCAGGCCCAGCCGUCGAUGGGAAUAGACAUCACCUCGGCUUCCCUCCAGCAGUACCGCAGUAAUGCUGGCUCCCCAGCCAACCAGUCUCCCACCUCUCCUGUCUCCAAUCAAGGCUUCUCUCCUGGCAGCUCCCCUCAACACUCUUCCGUCCUGGGCAGCGUCUUUGGGGACUCCUUUUAUGAUCAGCAGAUGACAGCGAGACAGGCUAAUGCCCUGUCCCAUCAGCUGGAACAGUUUAAUAUGAUUGAAAAUGCUAUCAGCUCCAACAGCCUGUAUAGCUCCUGCUCCACACUCAACUACUCCCAGGCUGCCAUGAUGGGACUGACAGGGAGUCACGGCAGCCUUCAGGACUCACAGCAGCUAAGCUACUCAAGCCACGGAAAUAUCCCCAACAUCAUCCUUACAGUGACAGGGGAGUCCCCUCCCAGUUUAUCAAAAGAACUGACCAGCACUUUGGCAGGAGUCGGCGAUGUCAGCUUUGAUUCGGAUUCCCAGUUCCCCCUGGACGAACUCAAGAUUGACCCUUUAACCCUAGAUGGACUUCACAUGCUCAAUGAUCCUGACAUGGUCCUCACCGAUCCCGCCACAGAGGACACUUUCCGAAUGGACCGGCUGUAAGGCGUGGACAACCUUGAGCCUAGGAGCGUGCCACCUUCCUGGCGCCCAGCUGAACUGAGUACAGCCCACGGGUCAGUGGCGUCAGAUUCCGUGGUUCCCGAGAGCAGCCGCUCUGCCCCAUUCAAUCGAGUAAAGCUUGUCGUUCUAAGCUUGCAGUGCUGCCACCCCCUCGUCCCCUCACCCCCCCAGCCUCACCCCCUGGUGCCAUCUUGGACCCUUCGGUUCAGUCUACUUGUUGCCAUUUGAAUGAGUUUGGAUCCCGCAUCCGCCUUCCCGCCUGAGUCCCAGCGUGAGGUUGUGAAUUUGUUCUUGCACUAGGGAGGGAGGGUGGUCACCAACAGGAAGCAGUGUGCCCACCGCCUGAGCAGUCUCUAUCUGUAAGAUCCCCAGGCAUUGGCCAUGUGCUCCUCAAGUCGCCAUCUCUGCUGUCAUGCCCUCCCUCCCUGCUUCCAGGCUGAGUGUCCAGGCUGAUAACUCUGGGGCCCCUCCUCGCACCCAGAGGUGGGGGGGGGGGCAGAGCUCCGGGGCUUCUGACCCCACAACAGCUUCCUAGUGUCAUGGCGCUUCUCCCAUGUGGAUAUGCCUUGUGCGUUCUCUGAUUUGUUUCCUCACUGGUUCAGCCCUCACUGCCUUUUCUCAAGCCCUUGGCAAAACCGUGUUCUCUGGGACCCAGGGAGCAGCAGCUAGAGCAGGCACCAUCUCGGAGAGCUUUGUUGGAUGGGCGCUUCCCUCCCCCCAAAAAGAGAGAAAGAGAGAGAGGGCAUAAGAAAGCAAACCUAAACACUAUUUGGAGAGAUUUCUUUUUAUAUUUCUGAGCACACAAAAAGUACUAUAAUUCAUUACCUGGUGAAAAUGAAGGAGAGAGCAGAAGAUUUAAAGCAGCUAGAAUGACUUCUGUGGCCAAGUUGGACAGACUUACUUGCUUUCCUCUUCCCUGUUACUCUUCCCCACCCAUCCUCCACCCUGACCCCAUCUCUGGCCCCGGCCCCGCCAAGCCUUUCCAGUUCUAGCCUGUUCGUACCAUUCCCAGGCAGAAAUGGAGGGGUCUCCUUCCUGGGAGGAAUCCAAGGAAAGGUGGGGCAUUAUUUUUUAUUAUUGUUCAUGACCUGUUAUGUGUUCUCAGUUAACUUUACAUACUGUUAUUUAAGGAAUUUGUGAUUUUUUUUUCUGUUUUUGUUUCAUUUUGUAUUUAAGUAUUUGGAUAGUCGAGACGUAACUGAACUCCAUGGAGCCAUUGAUGCCCUGUGUAAUGUCUGUGCAGAGCAUCCACUUGUGUUUUCAUCCCCAGAAUGAUAGGCGUUAAUAGUCUAUAUUUUUAAACCAACUGGAAUUUUAAACAACUCUCAAGCAGAAACAAUCCCAUCAACGUCUAAGUCUAAAUAAAGAAUGUUACCUUUCCACUGUCUCCAAAUAAGUGGUCAGAGCAGCCAAACCCUCCUUGUCUCUAACUCCAGAAGGUGGUGAGUUAGGGCUCUGCCAGGCAGGGUCCUGCAAGGCUGGGAGACCUCCUUGCUGGGCUGUCAUGACAGCACAGCCAACAGCCAGGGAAAGGCCCUAGUGGAAGUGUUUGGAGUGCUCCUCAGACCCAUGGACUCAUAGACUGCCAGGCAUGGGGGGACCUUAGGAAUCCUGUGGCCAAGGGAUUCUUAGCCUUUUUUAAGUCCUUGACCUCUUUGGCAGUCAGUCUGCUAAAGCUUCAGAAGCCCUUUCCACAAUCAUGUUUUUAAAUAUAGAAAAUAUAUGAGAUUGUAAAGGAGACCAAUUAUACUGAAAUACAGCAAGUAAAGUAUUUUGGAAAAAACAAGUUCACGGACCCCAGGUUAAGAACCCUUCAUCUAGUCCAAAGCUUCUUAAACUGUGGGUUUAAGAAUGUGGGGGGUCUUGAAAAAUUUGGCAACAAUCAAAGAUUAUGUAUGCCUGUUUUAUACACCUAUAGACCCAGGGUUGUAUUAACAGUUUCUCAGGCAAAAAGGAGUAACGAGUGGAAAAAGUUUAAGAAGCCCUCCUCUAGUCCAGCCUUGACCUUUACAAAGAAGGAAACUGGAGGGUCAGGAAGUUGUUGAGGUCCCACAGGAAGUCAUGAUCACAACUUAAAGAUUUUGUGGGUCAUUUGCUCUUCCCACUCCAUUCCCUGACUCCCAUAGGGGCAGGGGAGUAUUAAAACUCCUGAGUCUGAGGUUUGAUUUGGUUUUUAACUUUUUUGGGGGGGGGGCAGGACAACGAGGGUUAAGUGACUUGCUCAGGGUCACACAGCUAGUAAGUGUCAAGUGUCUGAGGUCAGGUUUGAACUCGGGUCCUCCUGAAUCCAGGGCCGGUGCUUCAUCCAUUGUGCCACCUAGCUGUCCCGGUUUUUAACUUUUUACCAAGGGUCCCCCAACCCUCCUUGUCCUGAAAGAUUGGAUGGUUUGGGUAGAUGCGUUCAACAGUCCUCCAUGAUGGAACUUGACAAAUUACUCCCUCUUCCCCUGCCCCACCCCCCUUUUCAUUUGAGUUAUAUCAUUUUCAGCUAGUUGGUAAUAAAUGCUCUGGAAGGGAAUGCAUAGAGAGCAGCUCAUUCAGAUAUGAUUUUGUCAAGUGUAUGCCACCUCCCUAAAAUAAAAUUCAAAAAAGGCUUUUAACUUUUAUCACAUCAGCGUUAAUUUGCAUUUCCUCCUCCCCAUCCCCUCCCCUUACUGCUGACCAAAAUGCCAUGGGAGGGGUGGGGUCACUGUCAGACUCUUCUCUUUCUCCUUCAGGGGGUGCUUCCUGCCUCCACCUCGAUUUGGAAUGAGCUGGGAGGGUGAAGGAGGCAAGGUGAGAUAACCCUCCGAAGCGAUACUUUGGGGAGACCAAGGAGGCCAUGAGUUAUAGCUAGAUUUCUGUGUGCUUCGAGAGAUGCAGGGGAGGCCCAACUCCUUGAACCAUACCUCCCUCCGUCCAUGCCGGUCAUAACCUUCAUCCUCCUUCAUGCUUCUGGGCUGUUUUCUAACCAUUUGCACCAAGGUGACAUGAAGGACAAGGGGAUCUUUUUGUUCUUAGAAUAGGAACUUCUGAAACAUGAUUCUCCCCUCCCCUUUCUCUCCUGAAGAACUGGGGUAGAGGGUGGGGAGGGCUCUGUCUUCUCCCUUUAAGGCUCGAGAAAAUCUUGCCUGACUCUACCACGCUCCUGGCGUCUGCUUGUUUUCCUCUGCUAAUGCUGUGUUUGUUUUUUCUUUUCUCUACUUCUACCUCCCCUACUCCUACUCCCGCCUACUCCCCCCCCCCAAAUGUUCAUUUCCAAUGGAAGAGGCACACACCCAUAAGAGCUUGAGUUACUUUCCUAAAGACGAUCACAGUCCUUUCCUUCCGAACAGCCAAAGGUAUUGUGCAAAUUUGCUGUGCUUCCUGCCAGUUGUGUUGCUCUCUGAUAGUUCUGUUUGUUCAUUGACUCAGUGUCCCCCGCCCGGUCGGGCCAGCCAAACCUUGUGCACGAAAAAUGCUUGUUUGUGAGACGUUAUUUUUUUAAACCACUGUCUCUUAAUGAAGCAUCCAGUUUGGAAGGUAUUUGUCUGUUCAAUUCACUAACCAGAUUGUGUUGUGGGUAGUUUUUUACAGGGACACGAUGUUGCUAAAUGCUACCUUGGAGAACGUGGUCUUUUUUUUAAAAAACAAAAAAAAAACAAAGACAAAACUACAUGUACAUAAGAGAGUUUGUUUAUUAUUAGAAUUGUAAGUAGAACUUUUAAAAAAAAUGGCCUUAAUAAAAUAACCCAUCUGGAUGCAAUUCUCAGACAAGGCAUUGGGGACCAUCUAAUUUAGCCAAUAUCUAUCUAUCUCUCUCUCUCUCUCUCUCUCUCUCUCUCUCUCUCUCUGGUCCCUUUCUGGAGGUGCGUGAUAUGGAAGGGGAUGAUAGGCAAAGGCAGGGGUCCCUUGUCUCCAACCCCAAAGAGAGAGGCAGCUCUGUGAUGUGUAUUAACCCUUUGAGAAACUGAAUGUUAUGCUGGGCACCAUCUUGGUAACACCCUGAAGAUAGGAGAUUGUGCUGCUGGGAUAUCCCUUAUCUUGCCCACUGAGCACCCCUCUAUCAUUGGGGUUAUGGGUGAGAUCUGAUGAAUGAUUUCAUAAAAUGGGCUUUUUUUUUUCUCUGUCACUCAUGUAAGCUUUUGGAUUAAAAAACUUCUUUGGAAAAUUUAUUGUUUGGGCACCAGGGGUCCAGGUGAACUGGAGGGUCAGAGAAAGGAGCAGCAGCACUAGGGCCUGGGAUAGAGGGUUAGGGAAAAGGGUUUGAUUUUUAGCCACCAAAGAAAUGAAUGCUGCUGGGCCACUGCUCCCAGCCUAAGGCAGGAGGACAGGAACCUUAGCCACCAAUAAGAAGGGAAUUACUUGAGCAUAGAAAAUGAAACAGUUUGGUUUUGACUUUGGUGCCGAGGACAUUCAGAUGGCCAGUCUCCCAGGGCAUUCAUUUUCUCAGUCUCAAAGGGUUAAUCCCCACACGGUUGCCCGCCAGUAGAUUUCUAGUUGGUUUUUCUAACAUUCUCCCCAGGAAAGACUGUUGUGUUUGCCAAUCUUUUUUGCAAAAAAGCAACCAACCAAUGGAAACUGCACUCUCAUCAUGUAGAAAAUACUGUGACUACAAAGAGACCCUGUAGAUUUUUGCUAUUUAUUGCCGUUCGGGAACCUGGGGGUGGGAGGGGGUAUUGUUUUGCAUCAUGUAUAUAGUACUGAUGUCUGCAUUCUCUGUAAACCGGGAUCGACGCCGGCUGACUUUUGUGCCGCCUGCAUGAGACCUGCAUGGGACUGGAGGCGGCAGCAGGACAUGUGUCUCAGGGCUGCGCCCGCAUGUUAAUGAGCUCAUGGUCAGUGUCCUGUGCUGCUCAAAACCUUUUCCUGGAUAGAGGGAACUCCCGUGAAACAAAGAAUUUUGUGAAACUCCUCCUAGAGAGAGUGAGGGUACUACUGUGGCUCCUCUACUCUCGAGCCAGAGCAUCCCAGAACAUCCACGGUGGCAAGACCCUGAGACUAUAGAUCAUCAGAAUUGGGAGGGCCCUUCAAACAGGAUGCUAGGGCUGGGAGGGCCCUUAGAGCACAGGAUGUCAGAGCUGGGAGGGCCCUUAGAGCACAGAAUGGCAGGGCUGGGAGGGCCCUUGGAGCACAGGAUGUCAGAGCUAGGAGGGCCCUUAGAGCACAGGAUGUCAGAGCUGGGAGGGCCCUUAGAGCACAGAAUGGCAGGGCUGGGAGGGCCCUUGGAACCCAGAAUGUCAGAGCUGGAAGGAAUUUCAGAGUUCAUAUUAGUAGGAAAGGGCCUUAGUGAUCAUCUAAUACUUAGCUUCUAGCUCAACCCCUUUAUUUUAUGAAGGCAGAAACUGAGGUCCAGAGGAGGGGGUGACUUAGCCAAGGCCAAGCAUCUUAGGUUAAUUGGCAAAGCCAGACCUCGAGCCCAUCUCCCCUGCUGUUUUUAGAUGUUUUUCUUUCUUAAAGGAAAUCCAGCAAAACCACGAACCCAAGUCCUCCGGCCCCAUCCUGUCCCCCCCACCACCUUCCGCCCCGAAGUCAAGGGCAUUUGACCCUAGGCUCCUCAGAUGGGACCAGGCUGGCUAAGCUAGGUGCCGAGAGGCCUUCACCUCUGCUGGGUCCCAGGGCACAAACUUCUGUUCUUCUCCAGACAUUGGCUCCUAAGUUUCUUCUAGAAGACUGGCUGCUGCUAUCUGGCCUGUCUCUCUAGCUGAGCUUUCAAAUCACCCUGGUACUCAGGAAGCCCCGUUAGACACUCCAUUGUCCCUAUGCCAUGUGGUGCAAAGUAAAAAUAAGUCUGCUCCCUCUUCCUGCACCCUACCCCCACCCGGGUUUUCUUGUAUUCAACCCAUCAGACUUUGGUUUUCCAGGAUCUUCUCCUUUGGAUUCCAUAUCUUUUGGAGAUCCUCCCUGCCUGCAGGGGCGCUCUUGGGCCACUGAAGUAUUCCUUUAAAAAGAACAAGCCCCCUCCCCCAAACGAUCUCUCUGUACUCUUUGUUGCUUAUUUUAUAUUAGGGACUUGAGCCACUCUGGGGAGGCAAGGAGGUUGGCGAAACUUUACCUGAGGAACGUGGAACUCUUUAACUCCUCCUUGUUAAUGAAGCCCCAGGUUCCUGACCCCCAACAUUUCUGUUACCCAUUUUCUGAGUGCUGCUCAUUAAGGACACAGAUGUUUGUUUUGUCCAGGGCCCCGUGCUGUAGGGAACACAGAGAUGACUGACUAAGGUGUCUUUCCCUCAGGGAGCUGAGAAGCCAAUGGGAAGAUUGUUAUAUAGGCAGGACCAGCCCCUUACUUCCUGUGGAUCUGCUUUUUGUACUUCCACAGGCUUGAGAAAGGCAGCCAGGUCAGGGAGGCGUGGGGGACUUCAUCACAUGCUUGGGCAGGUUUGACCCAAACAAAGGUUAGCUAGACAGACCUCCUUCACGUGCAAGGACAUGGCUGCCGCCAUCUGCAGAGAUCUGUAGAGUAGAACAACGACUGUCUACAGAAACAGCUGGGUGUAUCUGGGGCAGCCGUGAGCGGGGUGAGGGUGGGGUGAAGUGUGUGUCCACAUUCACGGAGAGAGCAAUGCAUUUGGAUUCGGAGGAGCCAAGUUCAAAUCCUAGCCCUGCUACUGCUCAUGUGAGUUGAGGCAAAUCAUUUGCCUUCCCUGGCUCUAAGUUUCCUCCUCUGUAAAGAAAAUUGGAUCAGUCCCUAAACAUCCUUUCUGACUUUAAAUCUUAGGAUGUCAUCUGUCACCUCUACUGGGACAGGCAGGAAACGAGCAGCCCGCUCGAGCUCUGAGUAAGAGGCUUCCACACACACCUUGGACCUGGGAGUUAGAGCUAGGAAGGAGAAUUCUGUGCAGAUGGGCAACCAGGGAAUUUGGCUCUCGUGUAAGGACAGCCCUGAUUUCUCCCAUACUUUUGGCGCUUUCCAAAGCACUUUCCCCACCGUAGCCCUGUGAGGUGGCAGGUACAAUGAGAAUGAUUUUACAAGUGAGGAAUUUGAGACUCAGAGGGGCUGGAGGUGGGGUUUGAACCCAGGUCCUUUGACUCCAGAUCUAGGUCAUGCAGGGUAGAUCAUGGUAGCCCCGUUGGAUGUAUUAAGUCUGUGUGGCUUUGAUGUGGUGUUGGGUAGAGCAGAGGUUGAGGGCCUGUCCUAAGUUGGAGUUUUGUCACAGGCACUUCCACUGGGGCCAUUACAGAGGAAACCAAUUCUAUUGCUAGCCCAAAUAUUUUAGGAAGAGAUUCACAAACCCUAGGUAGAGAGCCCUGCUCUGCCUACUCCCCAAGGUCCCUUCCAUCUUGAAAGCCGGCGAUCCAGUGGAAGAGAGAGCUGGGCAGCCAAAUGACCGGACCCCCUUCCCUAAGAGUCCUCCUUAUCAUGCCACAGAGAACUGGGUCUCUUAGGCUAACCCCUGCCCUGCUCUCCCUUCAGUGGUGGGUUGCAGAGAAAGCUGAAUUUGGAAUCGGGGACCUUGGUCUGAAUCCCACAUCCACCAUUUACUAGCCACUUGGCCAUGGACAGGUUACUUAAAGUCUCAGAGCCUCAGUUUCCUCACGUGUAAAAUGAGGCAGUCAGAAUACAUGGCCCUUGCAGAUCUAAACUGAAGCUCUUUCCCUGUGGCUUCUCUUCUUCCUACCAUACUCUCUGCAAUCAGACCAGUUCUCUUGAGCUCUCUCUCUCUAAGAACACAAAGAUGGGGCAGUCCCCUACCCUCACCCUCAUCCACGAUUGAAAGAAUCCAGGAGCUGGGUGGCCCAGGCCCAGGCUGGGGAGAGGGAAGCGGUGAGAAUAAUGGGAAAGAGGAACCUUUGUUCCCCACUGUCCCCUCCGCUCUCUGACAGGUCAGAGCAGGCAGCACAGGGCUGCACUGGCCCAUGUGCUCCCGUGGAAUCAGUUCUUUAGUUGGAAUCCCAGUUCUGCUGCUCCCUGGGUUCCUUGUGGGUUAAAUGGGGGAGUUGGACUAUUGAUCUCUCUCUCUAAAAGGCCCUUCUGCUCCUAAAUCCUAGGAAUUAGUUCCCCCUACUAUUAAUGAGAUGUCCCCAGUGCAUUCUGGUGAAUUAUCCUUUCAAAAAAAAAAAAAAACCAAGACUCCCCUUCUCCUUCAGCCCCUCACUGCGGAUGCCCUUGGGUGAUUGGCCAUUUUGACUGGAGUCAAAGGGGAGAAGCCCCGCCUUGGCUCCAGGAGCUCAGCCUGUGAGUGGGAAGCCCCUCUGCCCUCUGUCCCCACACCGAUUCCUUCCAGGGAGGCAGCCAAGCCAAGGGCCCCUUGGGCUGAGCUGUAUAGUGAAGGCCCUGAGUGAGUGGGCAGUGAAGACCAUCAGGCCUAGCUUCCUCGAGCUCUGAGGAGCCCCUUUGGCACCCACUCUGCCUGUGGGCUCCUCUGCUCUUGCAUAGUCUUGGCUUCUUCCCCCUGUGGGCAACACCACCAGGCCUCGUAGAGCUGCAAAGACACUGGCCAGUCCUCAUUUUCCCCAUCCUGAAAGUAAAGCUGAGUCGAGGGACCAGGGACAGCUUUGCCUGUCCCUGGGGCUCCCUCCUCCAACCUCUCUCAUGCCUUAGACCCUCCCACUGUUGCUGCAGUAAACAGCUGGCAUCCUGGCUGGCAUCCCCUCUCCCUGCCCCACCUUUUCCUUCUUUGCAGAUACUCGCUUUGGCCCAUUGCCCAAAGGGGUCUCAGGUGCUGCUGCCACCUCCCAGCCUCUUCCCUCUUGGUAACUGGCCUCUUUGGUGAAAGGACAGGAAGGGGACCUGAGUCUGUGGGAACAGUGAGGGCCCACCCUUGGCAGCCAGACUUGGGUGGCCCAGUUGUGAUCUCAUCACAGCCCACAGGAUCCAAGGGUUCAGAGCCCGACAACUCUCAUGCAAGGAGGAGGAGUUGAGGCUGGGGGAAGGCAGGCCACUUGCCCAAGAUCAUUCAGUCAGUCCCAGAGCCAGGGUGUGAAGGGGUGUCAGUCCCCCCCCCUUUCCUAGUCCUGUGCUCUUCUCUACACCAGACUGGCCCCAUUCGGAUAACUAGAGGUCCUUUUUGUGCCCCAGGAGACAAUGCAGCCUCCUGCCUUGGCAGGGCCUGGCUCAGUGGGUAGAGAUUGGCAUUUCCCCAGUACCUGUGCUUCUACUACAGUGCUGGUCCUCAGGAUGCCCACUUAGCAGCCGCCACUGCCCCACCCCUGGCCCCCCACCGCCCUGUGAGCUUCCCAAGUGAGCCAGGAGGCACAGUUGACUUCUCCCAUUGCCCUCUUGCCCUUCGAUCUCAACCCCCUGGCAUGACCUGCUGUCAGCACUGGCCCAUCAGACUGGGCUGAGCAGAGCUGGGCUUCCUGCUGGUAAAUGCCCUUGCCUAAGGGCUCUCCCAGCACUGCUGUCCAUCUAGUGGCAGCCUCUAGAAUUUCAGCCCUCCUCGCACCUAAGAGGGAAUGUUCUAGCCAGGGUUGGCCUUGUCAGUCAACCCAGAGUCAUUUACCAAAUAGUUAGUCCAACCCUCCCCUGCUCAACAUCAGGAGAAACCCAGAAGUCACUGAGCCUGGGGACCCUCCCGAUGCAGCUGUCUGGAGGGCUGCCCAGCCCCCUGUAUUGCCUUUCUCUGUAGCCUGGCAGGAGUGCCAAAGUUCUGUUGAGGAGGGGAAGGCUUGCCAUGGUGGAGGGUUAGGGGCCUGAGGCUUCUGGUCCUUCAAGGUGGAGAGGACCUAGGACUUGGAGUCAGAACUUCUGACUCUGCCUCAGGCUCAUCAUGGGAUGUUGGGAAAGUCUCCCCCUUGUGACCUCAGUUUCUUCAUCUCUAAAUGUUAGAUGGUUGGACUUGCCAAUUUGUAAGGGUCCUAACAUCUCUGACAUUCUAGAGUUCUAAGUCUCGGCUUCUGCCAGUGUUCUCAGAGGGCCUCCUAACUGUCAGGGGGAUGCCAUCCUCUCAUCUGCUAGCUCACAUGGCCCCCAAACCUCAUGGCCCUUGCUCCACCUGCAGAGGAUCUCCAGGGAUGGAAAUCUACCCUCUUUUCUGCCUGAUAGCCACCCUUGGCUCUGAGGAGUCAGUUCAUGGGCAGGCAGAAAAACAGAAAGCCCUGGUUAGUCCACAAAUUGGAGAAUUGGCCCCCAAAGGGUAGAGUUAAAUAUAUCCCCUUCCCCAGUCUCCUCACCCCAGUUAGAACUAAGUGUUAAGAGCUCAGAGGAUCUAUAGAUGAAUUCCCUUCUGUGCUUCUUUGUUAGAAAUCGGGGGCUGGUUCUCCCCAUUUUGCAAAUGGAGCAACUGAGGCCCAGUCAGUGGCAGGAACUUAGACUGGAUGAAAGGGAGAGUCCAUAGAUAGAACCCCAUCAUCCUAAUCCCACUGCAUCCCCCCACCCCCAGUCCUUCCUCACACUUUGGUUAGGUAAGGGACCAGCCUUUACCCCCAAGAGAAUUAAGGUGGUAUACAGCUGGGCCCCUGGGCCCAGGGAGUUUUGGGAACAAAGAAAAUUGAGACUGAUAGACAAGAGGAGGAGGAGACCCCAGCUCAGUUAGGCAAAAGGGGUACACUGAGGGCUUUCCUCUUCUUGUUCUUGGAGCCUGGAGGCUUCCCAAGGGCAGGGCUGGCAGGUCUUGAAGCCCCAGCUCCCUGGAGCUUAUGGUUAGGCCUUAAAUAUUACUCCUCAGCCCCUGGGGCCACAUCCAGAGAAAUGGGGCUAACCACCUCUAAACCCCUCACCCUCCUGGGAAGGGCUCCUUUAGGUGCUGACCUUGCCUCUCCCCAGUCCUAGGGCCAUCCUGGGUUGGGGGGAGGGGCCUCAUUUUCAUCUGGCCUGGCUGACUGGGCGGGGCUGGGAAUAGGUCAGUGUUGGUGCUGGGCCCUGCCCUUGUCUCCUUUGCACAGGAGCAGGAGAGCAAACUCUGAAUGAGGCCAAGCUCCCCCACCAGGCUGGGCGAGUGGUCGAUAACCCAGACCAUCCCCAGGAGUCCUGAGCCCCUGAUUGCCUCUGGCCAGCAAACAGGAAAAGGAGUCUGGGGGAGGAAUGAAUGGGAUUUAGAAACCUUGACAAGCUGCCUCUCCGGGGUUCAGCAACUUGUCUCUGCACCUGAGGACUUGUGUCUGGUCUCACUGAUAUAUGCAAACCCCUUCUGUCCACCGUCUGCACCCUCCGGCCCCCGGGCCCCAGAUGUUUCUGGGCUCUGCUUUCUUGGUAGGUAGAAGUGGGAGUUUGGAGGUGGCCCCCCCCAUCUGUGUCUGCACCCAGGCCAGGCUGCAGGCGCCCGGCCCUGCCUGGCCCCACCCCACUUCAGCCCUAUUCUCUUUUUCCUGUGGACGCUUUUGUCUUUGUAUCUUUGCAUUCUUUGUAAAGGAAAUGUAAUAAAAUUCCAAUGUUUUCGUC
Messenger RNA from Dromiciops gliroides (monito del monte), 13287 nucleotides. It is a transcript of the gene CRTC1, whose product is annotated as CREB regulated transcription coactivator 1. Gene Ontology annotation, cellular component: nucleus; cytoplasm. Gene Ontology annotation, molecular function: cAMP response element binding protein binding. The record is from RefSeq and is a predicted model, not a curated record. NCBI's taxonomy places the organism in Eukaryota, Metazoa, Chordata, Mammalia, Microbiotheria, Microbiotheriidae. Gene Ontology annotation, biological process: positive regulation of transcription by RNA polymerase II; protein homotetramerization.